UUCGGAGUCACCAGACUUGCCCAACCCCCUUUGCCUUUGUCUAAAGGGAUUCUUCCCCUUUUUGUGGCAUUCUUUACGUACUAAGACAGUACAGAGACAGCCAGGACUUUCUAUUUUUGUUGAUGGUGUAUACAUAUAGCUAGGUAGAGAGCGUUUGUGCCCAGUGAACGCUAUGUCGUCUGCUAGCUGAGGUUUUGCCCCCCUCCCCACAACGUUAGGUUGUUUCAGCAAGAACAUUUCUAACGUCAAUGUGAGAAGCGGUGUGUCAUGCAGAAGAACCUAGUACGACUCAACAUGUCCAUGUUAGACCCACACAUCCUGUCCAGUCAGCCUGCAAGGUUUACGAGGAGGUUGGGCAGACCCACAAUGCACCAGGGCAUCUCGCGGAUGAACAUGACCUUCGCGGGGUGCGGUUUCCUGGGAAUCUACCACCUGGGCGUGACGUCCUGCCUACUGAAGCACGGCCAGGCGCUACUCAGCCAGGUCACGUGCUUUGCAGGGGCGUCGGCCGGGUCACUGGCAGCUGCCAUGAUGGUUCUGGGGAGGGACAGGCUACAGUACUCUCUAGACUUCACCUAUGGAGUAGCAGCAGAGAUCAGGGACCUUCCACUGGGAGCUUUCAAUCCAAGGUUUAACAUGCUGGAGAAACUCAGGCAUUUCCUGGAGGACAUGUUGCCUAGCAACGCUCACGAGCUGGCCAAUCACAGACUGCACAUAGCCGUGACAAGGGUGAGGGACUCAAGGGGUGAAAUCAUCUCAACAUUCAACAGCAGGGAAGAACUGAUUCUGAUUCUUUUAGGAAGCUGCUUCAUUCCCUACUACUGUGGCAGAGAUUAUCCUGUCUUCAGAGGAGAGAAGUGGCUAGACGGAGGAUGGACGGACAACCUCCCGAGACCACAGUUUGGAGGCCCCACCAUCACCGUGUCGCCGUUUUCAGGCGACCACGACAUCUCUCCGCAGGACAAUCCCGGACGCAACUGGCGUUUGAAGGUGGCAAACCAGUCCCUAAGGGUGAACCCUUCCAACACACGGCGCGGCAUUCACGCACUCAAACCACCCAAACAGGAAGUCUUGGAGGAAUACUAUACGAGAGGAUUCCAAGAUACAGAGAGAUAUCUUAAAGAGAAUGGCUACUACAAUGUAGAAGUACAGAAUGGACUGUAUGUAGAAAGAGAGACUACUGUAUAGCUGACAGUGCAGUCCUAGGAAGUGUACCUUCCCUUGCAAAAGUGGUCAGUGUAAUGUUGCCCUAGUGCUCAAAGUUUUGAUGCCACUGCAAUGUAUCAUUGGUGCCAACUGGCACAGUAAUUUCACAGCAAUGUUUACCAUGUACAAUGCGGCAUCAAUUCAGUAUUACACAACACUUUUGCAUGAGAUUUACACGUUUUAACCAAAGCCAUGCUGCCAGUAGUACAUACUGAACAACAAUCUCUAUAUCUAACCUGUGUCAAUACUCUCUACAAACUUUACAAGGAAAACCAUUUUUAGAUUUGAGAGGAGUUAAGAUUUUAAUUUUGUUUAUCGUUGUAGAUAUUUUCUUUGUCUUGUUUUGGAUUUUAUUAUAUGCAGACACAACCUUUCCACUGCAAUACCACAGUUGUUUCUAACAGUGUUUAACUUCUGCUAUCUACGCAAUUAGAGUCAGUAAUUGAAUAAUUUGCAUAUGGCUUAUGUGGCACUUGGUUCUGCAUCAGAUUUCUGCAUCUUGUGUCCUAAUGAUGUUUAACUUUCUACCUCAAUAUUGACAAGAAUUCUUCUAGUACUACAGUGUUGUAUGGCAGCCAGAGCUGUUGAUAGAUGAGAAACAAACAAACUGUAUCUAGUAAUAAAUCGUUCAUUAUUA
This is a messenger RNA of Branchiostoma floridae (Florida lancelet), 1843 nucleotides long. Its product is annotated as patatin-like phospholipase domain-containing protein 4. Lineage: Eukaryota; Metazoa; Chordata; Leptocardii; Amphioxiformes; Branchiostomatidae. Gene Ontology annotation, cellular component: lipid droplet; membrane; cytoplasm. The transcript has 7 exons. The record is from RefSeq and is a predicted model, not a curated record. Gene Ontology annotation, molecular function: triacylglycerol lipase activity. Bases 268 to 1188 code for a protein of 306 amino acids. Gene Ontology annotation, biological process: lipid homeostasis; triglyceride catabolic process.